GGGGCGCGCGCGCCCCAGGGCCGCUCUGGCCAGCCGGAGGGGUAGCGUUGCCAUGGCGACGGCAGCGGCGCGGAGAGACACGGGGAGGGCGGAGGAGGAGGCAGUGGCCCACCCCGCCGCCCUCAGCGAGGACGACGACGAGGACGAUGAGGACUCGGAGGAGGAUUCGUCGGAGAGCGACUCGGAGGAUGACUCGGAGGAGCAGGGGGCCGCGCUGGAGGGUGACUUCAAUCCAGCAGAUUUUGACUACCUGAAAGUGUCUUCUGAAAUCAAAGACCUCUUUGAAUACAUCAGAGGUACACUCCCAAAAACAGUAGAGAUCGAGCACAAGCUGCAGCCUUUUAUUCCAGACUUUAUUCCUGCUGUUGGGGAUAUUGAUGCGUUCCUAAAGGUUCCCCGUCCUGACUGGAAGCCUGACAACCUUGGCCUGCUGGUCCUGGAUGAGCCCUCGACCAAGCAGUCAGAUCCCACUGUGCUCUCUUGGCUGACAGAGAACUCCAAGCAGCACAACAUCACACAGCAGAUAAAAGUGAAGAGUUUGGAGAAUGCAGAGAAGAACCCCAAAGCCAUUGACAGCUGGAUUGAAAGUAUCAGUGAACUGCACCGCUGCAAACCUCCUGCCACAGUCCAUUACUCCAGGCCAAUGCCUGACAUUGAGACCCUGAUGCAGGAAUGGUCACCGGAAUUUGAGGAACUCUUGGGAAAGGUGGGCCUCCCGACCGCGGAGAUGAGCUGUGACCUCGCUGAAUAUGACAUGAUCUGCGCCAUUCUGGACAUCCCUGUGUACAAGAGCCGGAUCCAGCCUCUGCAUGUCCUCUUCUCCCUCUUCUCAGAGUUCAAGAACUCGCAGCACUUCAAGCCCCUGGCUGAUGGGCAGAAAGGCAGGAGCCCACCAUCCAACCCACCCUCACAAGCGGCAGAGGCAGAGGUGGUGAGCUUUACCUGAAGCUUCACAUUAAACCCUCAUCUCCUGGAUCACUGUCUGCUGCUGGACACCAAGGUGUGCCCAGAGCAGGCUGUGAAAUGUCACACAGCACAUCAAAAACCUCCUUGGUCUUGGAGACAUUACUAGGCUGUUCUGUGUUUGGAGAGUAGGACUUGACUCAUCAUUUUUGUUGCAGAAGCUGCCAAAUGGCUGUUUUUGACUUGUUCCCAAGGAGUUCAGCAUUAAACCAGCCUUUCAAAGUGUCA
This is a messenger RNA of Chiroxiphia lanceolata (lance-tailed manakin), 1191 nucleotides long. It is a transcript of the gene IFT46, whose product is annotated as intraflagellar transport 46. The record is from RefSeq and is a predicted model, not a curated record. Lineage: Eukaryota; Metazoa; Chordata; Aves; Passeriformes; Pipridae. Gene Ontology annotation, biological process: cilium assembly; intraciliary transport. Gene Ontology annotation, cellular component: intraciliary transport particle B; motile cilium; centrosome.